AAAUCUUUCUCUUCUCUACUUUUUCUCCUGUUACUCUCCUUCUUUGGGAUUGGAAAUGGCCACUCUCGGAGGAGUUCGCGAUUCCCAAUGCACCGCCAACAGCGUCGAGAUCGACAGCCUCGCUCGCUUCGCCGUCGAACAACACAACAAUAAAGAGAAUGCGAUGCUGGAGUCUGCCAGAGUCGUGAAGGCGAAGGAGCAAGUGGUGGCCGGAACUCUGCAUCACCUUACUAUCGAAGAGAUCGAGGCUGGAAAGAAGAAGCUUUAUGAAGCUAAGGUUUGGGUAAAGCCUUGGCUUAAUUUCAAAGAAUUGCAGGAGUUCAAGCAUACCAGUGAUGUCGACGGUGGUGUUGCUUCCUCCUUUACCCCCUCAGAUGUCGGUCUUUGGUUUUGUAAAUCAGAUGGGCAUGGUGCUGGAUGGAAAGAAGUGCCACUACAUGAUCCUGCAGUGCAAGAUGCUGCCAGCCGUGCUGUGAAGACCAUUCAACAGAGGUCCAACUCAUCGUUCCCUCAUGAACUUCAAGAGAUUAUUCAUGCCAAGGCUGAGAUAGUAGAUGAUCGUGCAAAAAGAAGCGAAGAGAAGUUCAAGGUUGUGGUGCACAAGAACAGUGAAGGCACCUUCCUUCUCGAUCAGAUGGAGCCACACGCGUAACUGCGGAAUUUACUCACAUGUGGUUUAAACCAUCAUACGCAUUAUUGAUACAUACGCGUCGUCCCUGCUUUCACUAUAUGAUAUGAUGAUAAGUGAUGGGAGAGCCAGCAACAUGUUGCUAUAUACUCCAAUUUGUAUAUCACUAUGUGCAUCUAUGCGUUACGACCAUUUCGCCCAGGGAUACAUGUAUACAUAUUUAGAAAAAGGUUUUUAGGUAA
Molecule: messenger RNA, 870 nt
Organism: Hevea brasiliensis (rubber tree)
Lineage: Eukaryota; Viridiplantae; Streptophyta; Magnoliopsida; Malpighiales; Euphorbiaceae
Product: cysteine proteinase inhibitor 12
Exons: 4
Coding region: 56-652 (198 amino acids)
Molecular function (GO): cysteine-type endopeptidase inhibitor activity
Source: RefSeq, a predicted model, not a curated record